UGACUGCCCGAGCGCGCCGCGCCCCGCCGCCCCCGCGCCCCACCUCUCCAGGGCCGGGCCGCCUGCCCAGAAGUCGCGACAGAGGAAUUGUCACCGUGGGCCCCUGGGCGGUGGGAAGAGGCAUGGCGCGGCGAGGGGAGACCCGCUCCCCGACUGCGGUCCGUCUAAUCCCACCCCGGUGUUCGUCUUCAUCCUCCCUGCCCGUCUCGGCUUCUGCCUCCCGGUUCCUUCUCCUCUGAUCUCCAUCUCUAGAGGGUCUCACUCCCUACCUCCAUUCGACAGUUGUUCUCCCUGUCAAUUAAACCGAGAUGUGAGCACUUCUGCGUUCCAGGCCGUGCGCUAAGCACGGGGGUGGGGGUGCGGUGGGGUACAAAAUGCGCCGAGUGCAGAGGUGGGGACUGUGUUCUGGGGUUCAGGGAGAGCCAGCCCCCCUUCUGGAUGCGGAUCACGAAAGUCUGCCCGGAAGAAGAGGCAGUUGAGCUGAGCUUUGAAGUUUGGAUAGGAUCCCAACGAGGAAGGGAGCAGGAAGUGAAGGGCUCCGGAAGUUUUCAGAGAAAACGGAGAAGUUAGUUGAUGCAGCGUGGCGGAAGUGCAAGGAUCCUGAUUGGAUCCCCUCGGUCAGGAUGGAACUGAAGGCCGAGGAGGAGGAGGUGGGUGGCGUCCAGCCGGUGAGCAUCCAGGCCUUCGCCAGCAGCUCCACGCUGCACGGCCUGGCCCACAUCUUCUCCUACGAGCGGCUGUCUCUGAAGCGGGCACUGUGGGCCCUGUGCUUCCUGGGCUCCCUGGCUGUGCUGCUGUGUGUGUGCACCGAGCGAGUGCAGUACUACUUCCACUACCACCACGUCACCAAGCUUGAUGAGGUGGCUGCCUCCCAGCUCACCUUCCCCGCUGUCACGCUGUGCAAUCUCAACGAGUUCCGCUUUAGCCAAGUCUCCAAGAAUGACCUGUACCACGCCGGGGAGCUGCUGGCCCUGCUCAACAACAGGUAUGAGAUACCAGACACGCAGAUGGCAGAUGAGAAGCAGCUGGAAAUCCUGCAGGACAAGGCCAACUUCCGCAGCUUCAAGCCCAAGCCCUUCAACAUGCGGGAGUUCUACGACCGUGCAGGGCACGACAUUCGAGACAUGCUGCUUUCCUGCCACUUCCGGGGGGAGGUCUGCAGCGCUGAAGACUUCAAGGUGGUCUUCACGAGGUAUGGCAAGUGCUACACAUUCAACUCGGGCCGAGAUGGGCGUCCGCGGCUGAAGACCAUGAAGGGUGGGACUGGCAAUGGGCUGGAGAUCAUGCUGGACAUCCAGCAGGAUGAGUACCUGCCUGUAUGGGGAGAGACUGAUGAGACGUCCUUCGAAGCGGGCAUCAAAGUGCAGAUCCACAGUCAGGAUGAACCUCCCUUCAUCGACCAGCUGGGCUUUGGUGUGGCCCCAGGGUUCCAGACCUUUGUGUCCUGCCAGGAGCAGCGGCUCAUCUACCUGCCCCCGCCCUGGGGCACCUGCAAAGCUGUCACCAUGGACUCGGAUUUCUUCGACUCCUACAGCAUUACUGCCUGCCGCAUCGACUGUGAGACACGCUACCUGGUGGAGAACUGUAACUGUCGCAUGGUGCACAUGCCAGGGGAUGCCCCAUACUGCACCCCAGAACAAUACAAGGAGUGCGCGGAUCCUGCUCUGGACUUCCUGGUGGAGAAGGACCAGGAGUACUGUGUAUGUGAAAUGCCCUGCAACCUAACCCGCUAUGGCAAGGAGCUGUCCAUGGUCAAGAUCCCCAGCAAAGCAUCAGCCAAGUACCUGGCCAAGAAGUUCAACAAGUCUGAGCAGUACAUAGGGGAGAACAUCCUGGUGCUGGACAUUUUCUUUGAAGUCCUCAACUAUGAGACUAUUGAGCAGAAGAAGGCCUAUGAAAUUGCAGGGCUCCUGGGUGACAUCGGGGGCCAGAUGGGGCUGUUCAUUGGGGCCAGCAUCCUCACGGUACUGGAGCUCUUUGACUAUGCCUAUGAGGUCAUUAAGCACAAGCUGUGCAGAAGAGGAAAGUGCCAGAAGGAGGCCAAAAGGAGCAGCGCCGACAAGGGCGUGGCCCUUAGCCUGGAUGACGUCAAAAGACAUAACCCGUGUGAGAGCAUCCGGGGCCACCCUGCUGGGAUGACCUACGCUGCCAACAUCCUACCUCACCAUCCGGCCCGAGGCACUUUUGAGGACUUUACCUGCUGAGCCCCGCAGGCCACCGUACCAAAGGCCUAGGUGGGGAGGGCUAGGACAGUAAGGGGGCCCUGGGCCGCGCCCCUCCAAAAUCUGCCCUGGGGACUCACUCCCCCUCCCAAGGUAGAACCCCACUCCUGGGCAGUCCUUUCCUCUUGUCUGUGGUGAGGAAGGAAUCUUGACCAUAGAGCCCUCACCCUGCCUCUAUCCCAUUCUUUUUAUUUUUACCGAAACUAAUCUAAAAAAACUAAACUAAACUAAAUGAAAAAGAGAGAAUGGGGCAGGUGACCUCAGGCUGCCCCUCUCUGCUCCAUGCUGCCUCCUCCAGCUCCCAGCCUAAAUUCUGUCUGUCUGGCUAUCUGUCAUCUGAGUGUCCACCUACAUUCUGCUGCCACCAGUCACCAAAGCCCCUCCCAGUGGGGGGUGGAGGAGAUCCUUGGGGUCUGGAAUUUGGCCCCAAACCAGAGAAUGUACCUUGAAGGGGAGGGCUAGUGGGGGGGGCUUCCCCAGCCUUAAGAGACCCUCUCAGCCCAGUGACCCCCCCAACCCCAAGUCUCCAGGAGGGAACUAAGACCCUAAGCUCCAUCCCCCCCUUACAUGUGAAGUCUCUGGGGAGUUGAGGGUGGGGGAUCCCCUGAAGUAGUGGAUGAUGGGGAGAAGAUGUGGCCCUGGUGCUGUAGGCCGCAUCCUGAUACCUUUAAGUUCACUCCCAACCCCGAACUGCUGGAGAGAAAUCCCAAGAGGUAGCACUCCUCUACCAUCCCAUGAAAGAUCUAGCUGGUUGGCUUCCAGCUCAGGGAGAGGGGCACUGGUGCCUAACCUCACUGGUCCCUCUCCCAGGGGCCCCUGCAGAGGGCCACAUCCAUAAAUUUUCUUAUGGAACUCUCCCAAGUCCUCUUCCCCAACUUCAUUUGCUUCUCUCAACAACCUCAUCUGCAUUUUCUAUUUCUAUAUGAUACAGACUCUAUAUUGCUAUAUCUCUGUAUAUACUUUCCCCUAACUCUGUCUGUCUCUACCCCAUCCCCUCUUGUCUCUAAGAACCAUCCUCCCACCCAAAGUUCCCCUUUCUGUGUUUCUACUCCCUCCCUGGUCUCUGAAUGCCUUCGCCUGUAUAAAGAGUUGGACUCUCUCCCCUGGUGUCUGUACUGUGUACACACAUCCCUCUGAGAAGCACAAGGAGACGACACGCGCAUUGUAACCUUCGCACUGUCUCGGUGGCGACAUAAAGGAAGCUGUGAAUCACAA
Molecule: messenger RNA, 3437 nt
Organism: Lutra lutra (Eurasian river otter)
Lineage: Eukaryota; Metazoa; Chordata; Mammalia; Carnivora; Mustelidae
Gene: ASIC1
Product: acid sensing ion channel subunit 1
Exons: 12
Coding region: 624-2204 (526 amino acids)
Biological process (GO): sodium ion transmembrane transport
Cellular component (GO): membrane
Source: RefSeq, a predicted model, not a curated record